GCCCACUCCAUAUCUUAAGCGGAAGGACCAAUUCUGGGCGUUUACGGCGGGGUCCCUGCAUUCGUGGGACCUUUCCUAUUAUCCCAUCCCCAUAUCGCCAACUUACUCUCGUUACUUUCUAGGAAGACUUCGAUGCCCUAAGUCCUAUCCGACUGUGUACACCAUUCGUCCUAUAGUUCUCUCGCACUCCUAUGGAUGAUGGACGCACAUCAGCAAUUUGCAACCAAUGGGGCCAGUAGUAGUCCGCCUCGCACAGGCCCUCUCAGUCGUGCCUGGCCACAGUUAUUCAAGAAGAGGAGGAGACAGCAUAGUCCCGCCAGAGAUGUAGCCACACCACUCAGUUACUCAAGUUCGGAACGUUCGUCAAUAUCUGGUGUGUCGGGAUCACCCGUGCCACCGCAAUUCAAGAUACCCAUCCCCAAACAUUCUUCCUCCAAUGCUCCCUCCAUCUUGUCUGAUACAGCUUCCACCUCCACAAAUUCAACAAACCAAGCAGACCUGCUUGCUCAAAAGUCAAACUACGAAUGGAUCGCCGAAGGCCGUCACGCAGAGAUGGGCCUGCACUUCUCGACCGCCAUGGCGACGGGCGUUAUGAUGCGGCGUGCGACUCACCGCGCAGCGGAGCAGGCUCGUCGUGACCGCAUGAAGUCUGCCAUGGUCGAUCUCGCCGAGUUCAUUUUCGACGGCGAAGUAACCUUUGGAAGCGGGACCAGCUGUUUUGUCGUCUCUCGAGGCGAUGGGGAAGCCAAGGACGGGGUCAUGAGGGAUGUGCCAACUGAGACUGAGGCCGACGCGGAAGGCAAGACGGCCAUCAAAGGUGGUAAAAAAGGGCAGAACAUUAACAAGGCCCGUAUCAUAGAAAUGGCACUAGAGAAGCUCAAGAGACAAGAGGUGGAGAUCGCAAAAUUGGAGGAGCAGUUGAGGGACUGCAACUGUCGGAUGGAUACCUCGGAGUAGUCCGAGAAUAUCACGUGAAAGGUCAUGGAGCCUGGAGGGUUGCACGAUGAUUGGGCGUCAUGAUGAAGAAAGACUUAAGGAAGACCAUGACCAGAGACCUGGAGAAGAAGUUCAGAAGAAAAGAAGAGGAGAGGAGAGCAGAAGAGGAAAGUGUGCGGCGGACAAAAUUAUUACAUCGAUAUCCC
Aaosphaeria arxii CBS 175.79 is the source of this 1142-nucleotide messenger RNA. RefSeq lists its product as uncharacterized. Gene Ontology annotation, molecular function: protein dimerization activity. The record is from RefSeq and is a predicted model, not a curated record. The transcript has 2 exons. Bases 196 to 957 code for a protein of 253 amino acids. Lineage: Eukaryota; Fungi; Ascomycota; Dothideomycetes; Pleosporales.